Molecule: messenger RNA, 1718 nt
Organism: Epinephelus lanceolatus (giant grouper)
Lineage: Eukaryota; Metazoa; Chordata; Actinopteri; Perciformes; Serranidae
Product: matrix metalloproteinase-19-like
Biological process (GO): collagen catabolic process; proteolysis; extracellular matrix organization
Cellular component (GO): extracellular matrix
Molecular function (GO): zinc ion binding; metalloendopeptidase activity
Source: RefSeq, a predicted model, not a curated record
AACUGGAUCCCCAAACUAAGACAACAGCCUCAGCCCUGACUCAGAGGGGACUAAUACUCUGAGGAUGGAUGUAGAUGGAGGAACGGCAGUCUCCAGAGAUGCUUAAAACAAUCCAGAACUUGUUUAUUAUUAGUUGAGAAGUUUUUAUUUCCCCAUAGUGAUGGAAGAAGACCCAAACUGGAAAAUGGAAUAUAAACUGGAGUUAAUGGUGCUUCUUGUGCUGCUGAUCACAGCUUCAUCUGUCGGCCUGAGGAGAGAAGAAUUUACUGAAGCAGUGGCAUAUUUAAGGAAGUACGGCUAUCUGCACAUCCCACUGGACAGUAAAGGCCAAAACCAUCCAGCUGAGGAGAUAGUGGAAGCACUUAGAAUCUUUCAGAAAACAACGAACCUUCAAAUAUCAGGAAAACUAGAUUCAGCCACUCUGGCGAUGAUGAACAGACCUCGGUGUGGACUGGAAGACUCUUUCAAUAACAAAUCUCUCAAAUAUAGAGUCAUGGGCCACUGGCGUAAGAAGAUGCUGACCUACAGGAUCUACAAUUACACCCCUGACUUGGGUCAGAGUAAGACCCGUUUGGCCAUCCAGAGUGCUUUUAAGUACUGGAGCGAUGUGUCACCUUUAAAGUUCAAGGAGCUGCAGCGAGGAAGAGCAGACAUCAGGAUCUCCUUUCACAGAAAAGACAAGUCGUGUCCAGUUCCCUUUGAUGGACGAGGUCAUGUUUUGGCCCACGCUGAUGCCCCUGAGUCAGGCAUUGUGCAUUUUGACGAAGAUGAAGUGUGGACAGAAGGAAAGAACUCCGGCUCCAACCUGAGGAUCGUUGCAGCCCACGAGAUAGGCCACGCUCUCGGCCUGGGACACUCACAACACUACAGCGCACUGAUGGGACCUGUUUACAACGGAUACCGCUCAGACUUCAAGCUACAUCCGGAUGACAUACGAGGGAUCCAGGCUUUAUAUGGAAAGCCGGGGAAGACUCCUCCGCCCAGAAAGCCAAGUCACAUUGUACCAGGAGGUAUUCCAAAUCCUUGCAAGGCCACUCUGGAUGCAGUGAUGCUGGGUCCUCUGCGGAAGACAUAUGUCUUCAGUGGUCAGUACGUGUGGACGAUGUCCAGCUCUGGCUACAACACUCCCGUCCUGAUCUCUGCACUGUGGAAGGAGCUGCCAGGGAGCCUCAAUGCAGCUGUUCACUCUCAGCGGACCAGCAAAUCUUAUUUUCUGAAAGAUGACAAAGUAUGGAGAUACUCAAGCUUCAAACUUGACCACGGAUUCCCUAAACGCCUGGCCAACAUCCCUGCUAAUAUUGAUUCAGCCUUCUACUUCAAUAAGAACAAAAAAAUUAUCUUUUUCAAAGGCUCUGGAUACUGGCAGUGGGAUGAAAUUGGCUUGACAGACUUCAGCUCAUAUCCCAAACCUAUUGGACAGCUCUUCCAUGGGGCUCCCAGUAACACUGAUGCUGCGUUCACAUGGACAAACGGCCACAUAUACUUGUUUAAAGGCACUCAGUACUGGCGUGUAAACCAGCACCACCGAGCAGUGGAGAAGGCCUACCCUCUGAGCAUCGCCGCACGCUGGAUGCAGUGUGACGACUGAGCCACAAGAGGCCCCGGGGAUUCAACACAAAUGUUACCCUGUAGAAUGAUUCAGUAUAAAAACAGAGAGAUGCUUAUUUAUUUGAAGGAAUUAGAGUAUUAUUAUUUUUUGGAGACACAGGCUGCAUGAA